Messenger RNA from Seriola dumerili (greater amberjack), 7364 nucleotides. It is a transcript of the gene plekha5, whose product is annotated as pleckstrin homology domain-containing family A member 5-like. The transcript is spliced from 35 exons. The coding region runs from base 1 to 4410 and encodes 1469 amino acids. Gene Ontology annotation, cellular component: cytosol. Lineage: Eukaryota; Metazoa; Chordata; Actinopteri; Carangiformes; Carangidae. The record is from RefSeq and is a predicted model, not a curated record. Gene Ontology annotation, molecular function: phosphatidylinositol-3-phosphate binding; phosphatidylinositol-4-phosphate binding; phosphatidylinositol-3,5-bisphosphate binding.
AUGGCGGCGGAUCCUAAGCCGGACUGGCUCUCCUGCCUUCCCUCUUCUUGGAGUUAUGGGGUGACUCGGGAUGGACGCAUAUUCUUCAUCAACGAAGAAGCAAAGAGUACAACCUGGUUGCAUCCUGUUACUGGAGAAGCAGUUAUCACGGGGCACAGAAAAACUCCAGAUUUACCAACAGGAUGGGAGGAAGGAUACACAUUCGAGGGGGCUCGCUGCUUCAUCAAUCACAAUGAGCGGAAGGUGACCUGUAAGCACCCGGUGUCAGGCGUCCCCUCCCAAGACAACUGCAUCUUUGUCGUGAAUGAACACAUGAAUUGUGGAAAGCUUGUCCACCCUGACACGGCCCUAGAGGCUUCCAGCAGGCCAGACACUGACAAGAAGGAACGUCCCAUGAGCACCAUGAGCGAGGCUUCAAACUACACGGGUGGCUCCGACUACAGCACCUUCCCCGGCAGCCCUGUCACCACGCCCUCUAGGUCUUCCAAAAAAGUCCACAACUUUGGCAAGAGGUCCAACUCCAUCAAGAGGAACCCCAAUGCCCCGGUGGUCAAGAGCAACUGGCUUUACAAACAGGACAGCACAGGCAUGAAGCUGUGGAAGAAGAGGUGGUUCGUCCUGUCAGACAUGUGCCUCUUCUACUACCGCGAUGAGAAAGAGGACAGCAUCCUGGGGAGUAUCCUGCUGCCCAGCUUUCACAUCUCCAUGUUGUCGGUGGACGACCACAUCAGCAGGAAAUACGCGUUCAAGGCCACUCACCCCAACAUGCGGACAUAUUAUUUCUGCACUGACACAGCCAAAGAGAUGGAGUCCUGGAUGAAAGUGAUGACGGACGCUGCCCUCGUCCACACUGAACCAGUCAGAAGAUCAGACAAGUUGAAAGUGGACCAACGAACGCCUCAGGAGCUGAACAAUUUACUGAACCACAGAGUCCUGACCAGGCCAGAGAUCCAGAACAACGAACGCAACCGUGAACCUUUGCGACAACACUCCCUAUCUCGGGCCGACGACAAACGGCAGAAAGAUGCGGAGAAACACAACGGCCAGAGGGAGCGGGAGUACUACACCUUACAGAGAGACGGGGAGAGGUACUCUCUGAAGAAAGACGGGGUGAGCUACUUGCUUCAGAAGGAUGGAGAGAAGUACCUCCUCCACAAGGAUGGAGAGAGGUACUUGCUGCGGAAAGACGGAGAGAAAUACUCGCUGCAGAAAGACGGAGAGGUGUACGCCAUUCACAGGGAUCUGGAGAAGUACACUGUUCAGAAAGUGGACGAGAAGUACACGGUGGCGCCGACGGAGGAGAAAUACGCUCCGUCCAAAGACAGAGAGAAGUAUCUGCUCACGAAGGAUGGAGAAAAAUAUUACGCUACAGUCCGUGACGGUGAUAAAUAUGGCUUCCAGAGAGACCCCAGCGCAGAGAGGUCUCUGACUAAAAUCAGCAGUAUCAAGCUUCAGCCCGCUCAGGCCGCCGCCAUCGCGGCCGCGGUGUCUGCAUCUCGCCAGGGCCAGGCCAACCUCAACGUCCAGAAGCCUGCGCAGGUUAACGGCUCUGGGUCCGGGUCCGGGUCCGGGACAGGGGAGCAGACUGCAGACUGCAGCCCGGCAGAGGUGGAUGGCAGCCUGGCCCGGGGUCCAGUAACGUCCCCGGCUCCAGUGCAGGAGCCAGAGAGGGGCCUGUCCAGGACUAGCUCCAUGCAGCAGUUGGAGCACUGGGUCCGCACACACAGAUCAAGAGGACUGGAUGAUGACACCAGGAGCGUUACAUCCUACCAGACCUUACCCAGGAACAUGCCCAGCCACCGUGCUCAGAUUGUUCCCCGCUACCCAGAGGGCUAUCGCACGCUGCCCCGCAACAGCAUGAUGAGGCCCGACAGCAUCUGCAGUGUGGCGGGCUCUGUGUAUGACCGCGCCCUCCGCCCUGCCUCCACCUCCUCCGUCACCACAGCGGAGAAGAGGAGGUCGAUGAGGGAUGACACCAUGUGGCAGCUGUAUGAGUGGCAGCAGAGGCAGGCCUUCUCCAGGCAAACUGUGGGUCACUAUGGCACCCUGCCCAGCACAAAGACGAUGGGCAACAUCUCUGAACAUGCCAUGACGCACUCCAUCCCCACUUCACCGUCUCACGGCUCCCUGGCUCUCUAUAGCACCUUCUCCCCUCCCCGCCAGCAGGUCGCCCACAACCCCACCAACUCCCAGUCCGAGGUGUCCUCACCUGUGUUCAGGGGGGACGUGACGCUGGACCGCCGACAAAGGACACAGCUCGCCAAGUACGGCUACCCAACUGACCGGCGAUCCAUUGCAGCUGGCGUCCCUCCUCAGACCAUCACCCCACAGUCCCUGCAAGGCAAGACGCCCGAGGAGCUGACCCUGCUGCUGAUCAAGCUCCGCCGGCAGCAGGCGGAGCUCAACAGUCUGCGGGAGCACACAGUAGCUCAGCUAAUGGCCCUGGGUAUGGAGGGGCCCAACGCCAAGACUGAUGUUCUUUCCCAUCACCUCCAGAGGAACCUUAUUUACCUGGACAGCCAGACGAAGGAGAAUGAGCCUCUAAUCUUCAUGAUUCACACUAUGAUCGAGAACUCAGCGCCAAGGCCACAACUCUACCAGCAACAGAUCAGCCCAGACGACUUUAAAGAGGGCGCCCUCGUCCAGCGCACAGAGGAGGCUGACAUAGAUACCAAGCUGAGCAGACUGUGUGAGCAGGACAAGGCGGUGAGGAUGCAGGAGGAGAAGCUGCAGCAGCUACACAGAGAGAAGCACACUCUGGAGACGGCCCUGCUCUCAGCCAGUCAGGAGCUGAGUGAACAGAGCGGCUCCAGCGCUGCAGCCACACAGAGUCUGGUCCAGCAGAGAGACGUGCUGCAGAACGGCCUGCUCAGCACCUGCAGAGAGCUGUCCAGAGUCAACACUGAGUUGGAGCGCUCCUGGAGGGAGUACGACAGACUGGAGGUAGACGUCACUCAGGCCAAGUCCAACCUGCUGGAACAGCUGGAGGCCCUGGGCAGCCCACAGACAGAACCUCCAAGUCAGCGGCACAUCCAGAUCCAGAAGGAGCUGUGGAGGAUCCAGGACGUGAUGGAGGCUCUGGCCAAGAAUAAACCACAGCGAGCCACAGACAACAAUUUCCCCGGUUCCAAACCUCUCUCCAGUCUCCAGAAGAACGAAGAGGGCAACACGCCCGUGCCCCCGCGCCCGCCCCUCCCCCAGUACUACGACUCAUCAGAGCGCCCCCCUCACGUGCUCCCCCACCACUCACACCCCAGCAGCCGUCUGCCCCCCCACACGCUCCGCCCCGAGGACCGCAAGGCCGGCUCCAGGAACGGAGCGCACAGCCAAGCUCCAGACUAUCGGCUGUAUAAGAGCGAGCCUGAGCUGACCACAGUGAAGGAGGAGGUGGACGAGGCCAACGGUGAGGACAAGGACAAAACAGAGGCUACUGCUGAGAGUAAAGACACUGCAGCCUCAAAAGUGCCCCCCUACCCGGUGGGUAUCGUCCCUCCAAGGACCAAAUCUCCUAUGAGCCCUCCUGAGUCCUCCACCAUCGCCUCCUACGUCACCUUGAGGAAGACCAAGAAGUCUGAAUCCAGAUCAUUUGCUCCUGUGCAGGACCGUCCCAGGAGCGCAGUGGAUCAGAUCGGUUUUGGGGAGCGAGAGGUGGGCAGAACGAGGAUGAGUGUGGAGGAACAGCUGGAGAGGAUCAGGAGAAACCAGGAGGCCUCGUCGCUCCGAGAGAAGAAGAGGGAAACGCCAUCCCGCUCACCCUCCUUCAGCAAAGACAACCCCUUUGUUAUCUUGCAGACCCGGGCCCAGGCAGAGGGUGCCUGUGCAGACCCUGUGGAGCUGGAAGCAGCUCUGCAGCAGCUGAAGGUGGCUCACAUGGAGCAGAGCAGGACAGCUGAGGCUGCUGGGACUCGCACAGAGAGACUCACACCGACUGCACCAAAGGAGCUGCUGAGAGCAGAGGAGGUGAAAGAUGACAAGUGUGAGGAGGUACAGCAGGGCAGGGCUGUGACCCUGCGGAGUGUGAAGGAGCCGCAGGCUGAGACCAACAGCAUAGACAACGAGCUGUGUGAGAGUCAGAGGGUGGUGAUUCUGGACCUGGGCACAGAGCCUCAGCGUGUGGAGAUAGUGAACCUCGAGCCCUUUGAGGAUGACGAGAGCAGGGAGCAAGACCUGACGAGCUCACCUACAAACACCACCACUGAAAACAGCUUCCAGACUCCUGAGCCUGAGACGCCCAGCCCAGAGCCCAAGGAGGAGGAGGGAGACAUGACGCAGCAAACCACCAGAGAGGGGAAGCUGGAGAGGAGCCUGGACUCUUACAACCAGUUUACAGCAGACGACAAGAAACACAACAACAACAACAACAACAUGUUGGCUUCGCAGACAUUCACCUUGGUGAGCAGCGACACGUGAGCGACGCCGGCCUUGACAUCCACACUGGCAUCCCGUAGAGCCCAAAUGUAGCCAGCCUGCACAGAGCAUGCUCCACGGCUUCCUGCGUUUACAACAGAACUACUUUGAUACUACUGUUACAUGCCCACAAGGAGACUGAGACCGAGAGGAUGACGGGCCCCCCCUCUAACGGACUGAACAACACACAGACGGGCCGCCAUCACAUCCAGACAGAGAGAAAGGCAGAUGUACUGUAUCUUUAGCACCUAUUAGAUCUGUUCAUACUGAUGUUUCCUGAAGCUAAACAUUAAAUCCACGUUGUCAUAUUUAUCCCAAAACUUUUAUGCAUAAAUAUAAGAUUGUGAAAUGGUUUAGUUAUAAAGGAGGUUACAGAUGUUACAGAUGUCUGAGCAAGGGCAGGAAUGUUCUGUAUACAUUUAUAGAGAUAAAUCAGUCUGACGUUAACAUUACAACACUCUUUUUGUUCCUAAUGAGUCGCCAGCUAUGCAGGAAAUCAUCAGCCACACACGGUUCAUUACUGAAAGAGAUGUGUCAACUGAUUUCUUAAACUACUUGAUCUGCAUGACAGUCGUCCCUCCAGCCCUGAACGUAGGUAACGAGUGAAUAACAAGUGUGUAUUGUACAGGGUUAGUGCUACAUCUGUUUCAGCCAGCUGUACCGGUUCACACCUGGAGGCAGGUCUAUCCAGUACAAUCACAGUCUGAACGGUUGGUCACUGGAGCGGUUGAUUUUGUCCUCUGGCUCCUCAGCAGUGGUAAUGAGGGUACCGGUCUCCGCUUUGUGUCUUGGUUCCAAUGCUGUUUGUGGUCUCUUCUGUUCCCUCUGAUUUUACAGGUUAGAUUUAAUAACAAACUCAGACUCAGGCUGUUGUUUGCCUUGGAGAAAGCACUGUUUCUCUUCCUGAAUCUCCCCAUUUGAGAGUGGGUAAUGGUUAAACAUCAGCUAUCAAACAUCAAUUAAACAACCUCACUCACUACUGUCACUCACUGGUACAAGUAAUGGGCCCAGUAGAGAAAGAUGAAAAAUAAAACAAAGGCACUGACAUACAUGUUUCACAAUAUGAAUUUUUCUUCAUUUGAAGGAUUUACUUCACGGUCUGUGACGCAUUCUCAGUGGGUGUUGGGCUCCACCAGGGAAACCCCACAGUUUCUGUUUUUAUUUUGAUGGACAGAAUCUCUAGAAAGAUGUCGGGUAAUGUGCGGUAGUUCUGUUGGUUUUUUUAUCAGACCAUGACCCGCAGCGCCCACUGGGACAGUUUACAGCAGAGUGCGAAGCAGCUGGUUUUAGAGUCUGAGAGCGUGGUGCACCGCUGGAAAAUAGAGUGAGCCAACAAAAUGAGUUCCCCUGGCAGGGCGGCCGGGCUCAUCCUGAGAGAGAGGACGAGGAGGACUGGAGUGAAACCAGUGCUAUUUCCUAUAGAAAGGAAGCAGUUGAGGUGGUUCAGGCAUCUGAUUAGGAUGCAUCCUGGACAUCCUGAUCUUUAGUGAUCUUCCGGGCGUGUCCAACUCAAAGGAGGUCAUUAGGUAACAACAUACACAAGAGAACAGUUAAUCCCUGCAACACUAUGACUGAGAUGGCGACAUCUGGUCAGGAAUAGGACACUUUUUCCAUUUCUAUGGGCUGCAGUCUUAUACAAGCCACUGGCUAAAGUAGGUAGAGUGCAUUAUUACUAUCUGUUUCACUGAAGUUGUUAGAGAAUAUUACCUGUCCACUGCAGUAUAAACUCAGAUUACCGUGUUUUUAAAAUUUGUAUUUUAUGCCGUUCACCCAGUCAGGAUGAAUUACAUGUAAAGAAAAUGCUGAACACACAGUCCUGUUCAGUCUUUCCUAUCCUUGGCUCAGCUGGUCCAUUGCCUUAUGUUACCACAGACUCUAAGUGAGUGUCAUUUUUCUCUUGAUUUUAAGAGCUACAGAUAUAAGUAUAAAGGAUGAAACCAUUUCACAAUCUUGACUGUAUGUACGACUUGUUUUGGGGGAAAUAAAGCUCCAUAGAAACAUGUUGCUAAAUACAUACACACAUGUCAAUAUACAAAAACUUUUGAUACCUUACUAAGUAUUAAAGUCAGUUUAACAUAAUAAUGAUUAAAAUUAGAGUAUUCUACUGGUCUGGAGGAAGGGAGGAGUUAGCUGUUACUGAGUUGCUGGAGGUGAGUGUACAGCUGUAUAUAGGAGCACGCAGACGGGCUAAGCACCAAAACUCAACACACAUGCAGUGCUUUACUUUAACCCCAAAGUGACCGCUGAUGGUCUUGGAUUUUAAACCUGCUCUGAUUUUAAUUCUUUGUGUUGAUUUGAGACCAGAGGCUCCCUUAUCGCUCUAUUUUCUUUUUUUGCACCUGCAACAUAACAGAUUGUCCUUCAUUGGAUAUACAUAUAUAAAUAUAUUAAAAAAAAGUAUAUUAACAAACUUAAAGCAGGUUUUUACUUCAACAAGGUGCCACUUCAUGCUGCUGUUUUCCUCUUUUUUUUCUGGACAGAACUAAGUCUCUUGCAGAAGUUGUGAUUAUUUAUGUCGAGCAGACAGUCUGUUGGAUGACACACACAGUAUGUGAAUGUUUUGGAUUCCCACUUUGCUUUGUUGUUUUCUUUUUUUUUAGUUGUCUCUUUUUGUUCUUCUUUCUUUGGUUUACAUUAGUUAGAAGAUAUACAGUAAAGAGGCUGAGGACACGACACAGAUGAGACAUUCUGGGUUUGAAUCUGUCCCAGGUGGUGAAGAAUCGGAGAAUAGCACAUGUACGAAGCAAUAAGUCGGACUUUGGAGCUCCAGGAUAUAAAAGAAAUUUAAAAAGAGAUGUAUAAACUGUAAAAAAAAAAAAUUAAAAUUAAAAAAUAAAACAAGAUAGCAUAAUUUAUGUACACACUGAAAAGAAGAAGAGCGAAUAUUAUAACUAUAAGAGGUUAUUAUUAAUAUUAUUAGGGUCAAUAUGCAAAAAGUUCAUACCCAUCUGUUUUAU